AUGGCGUCAGAGCGGCCGCCGCCGCCACCGACGCAGCAGGGCGCCGGUGACGACCGCCUGCAUGUGGUGCGGACGUCGCAGGUGCAUGAUGAGAUCUUUCCGACGGGUGGGGUCGUGUACCCGCCGCCGGAUCUGCGCCCUGUGAUUGACAAGACGGCGGAGUUUGUCGCGCGCAAUGGCGUGGCGUUUGAGGCCAAGAUCCGUGAGCAGGAGCGCCUGAAUCCCAAGUUUGCGUUCUUGCAGGCGGACGAUGCGUACAAUUCGUACUUUCGUAUGCAGAUCCGCGCGGCGGCUGAGCGCAGUCACGGCGAUACCCGAGCGGCGGCGUCGUCGGAGCGAGCGGCGAGUGCCGUGCAGGCUGCGCUGCUGGCCGACCGGUCGGAGCGGCCUGUCGACGAGGAGCCGCCGCGUCCUGCGCCGCAUGCGUUUUCGCUCGAGUUCCCGAGCACGCCGGCUGUCGAGCUCGACGUGCUCAAGCUCACGGCGCUGUGGGCGGCUCGGCAGGGGCCGUCGUUCACUGCGCGAUUGAUGGCGCGCGAGCAGCAUACGUACCAAUUUGGCUUUCUACAUCCGGCGCACCCGCUGUGUAGCUACUUUCAUCUGAUGACCGAGCAGUAUCGCCGUGUCAUGCAGCCGUCGCAGGCGUGCAUCGACACGGUGCGGCGCUGUGCAAGUCGGCGCUGCGGACCGGGCGUGGGCGGCGCGCGCCUGGCUGUGCUGGACGAGGUGAGGAAGCGUGCAGCGUGGACGCGGUGGGACGAUGCGCGCCGGCACGAGGUGCGCGAGGAGGAGUCGCGGCAGCGCGCGCUCUUUGACGAGAUUGAUUGGCAGGAUUUCUGUGUGGUCGGUGUGGUCGAAGUGACGGGGAGCGAUGUGCGUGCGGAUCUGCCGCCGCCGACGUCGCUGGCAGCGCUGCAGCAUCAGCUCGCGGCGCAGGAGCAGGUGCAGGCGAUGGAGCGCUCGCAGCCGGCGCCCGAGCCAGCGCCAGCGCCUGCACCAGCGCCGCCGCCGCCGACGCGACCUGCCGAGGCGCCAGCGCCCGAGGGGCCGUCUGUGACCAUCACCGCGAGCGGCGCCAAGAUCCGCCACGACUAUGUGCGGCACGCGCGCGCGCCGCGCGCUGCGCCGCAGACGACCGUGUGUCCCGUGUGUGGCGACCGGGUGGAUGUGAACGAGAUGAGCGAGCAUGUGCGCAUCGAGCUGCUGAACCCGCAGUACCGCGAGCAGCGCGCGAGCUUGGAGCGGCGGCGGCAGGAGCAGGCGAGUCUCGCUGCCGGCGCGGAUCCGAGCCACUACUUGCGGCAGUUGGCAGGCGCACGCACGGACUUGUUUGGUGCGCGUGAGGACGAGGAUGCGCGCGCACGCCGCGACGCCGCUGAGCGCGAGCGUGCGCGUGAGAAGGAGAAGCAUGUGUGGGACGGCCACAUGAACAGCCGGCGCACGGCGCAGCAGGCGCAGAGCGCGCCGAGUGACGCGGGGCUUGGUAAGCGCGCCAGCAGCGAGGCGCUGCCGCCGCCGAAGCGCGCGGCGCUCGCGGCGCCGACGUAUGCCGAGUCCGAGUGGCUCGCGAUGUACCCGCAUCCGAUCACGCUGCAUGUCCACGUGCCCAAGGCGCCGCAGAUCGCGCCGGUGUGUGACGGCCACACGGAAGUGCUCUCGGGCCUGCCGCUCUCGACGACGAUCGGGCAUGUGCGCGACCGCAUCCUGCACGACACGCUGCACCAGGCCGUCGGCGCGUCGAAGCUCAAGAUGUGGGUGCACGGCCGGCCCGCGACGCUGCGCCAGUCGCUGGCGUACUGGAACUUGGCGGACGGCGCGCAUGUGGAGAUGUCCGUAGGCAAAUAG
This is a messenger RNA of Malassezia restricta, 1845 nucleotides long. RefSeq names its product splicing factor 3A subunit 1. Lineage: Eukaryota; Fungi; Basidiomycota; Malasseziomycetes; Malasseziales; Malasseziaceae. The transcript has a single exon. The coding region runs from base 1 to 1845 and encodes 614 amino acids. Gene Ontology annotation, biological process: regulation of alternative mRNA splicing, via spliceosome; mRNA cis splicing, via spliceosome. Gene Ontology annotation, cellular component: catalytic step 2 spliceosome; U2 snRNP; U2-type prespliceosome. Gene Ontology annotation, molecular function: RNA binding. The record is from RefSeq and is a predicted model, not a curated record.